CCACCAGAAAAAGCUUCAGGUUUAUACAGAAACAAAGAUGAAUCCCUAUGGAAGAACCAAGGAAGAAUUUGCAGGAGCAAGCUCUUCAUAUGCAGCAGCUUCAAUGGUUAGCGCUCAACCAAUGGAAGGACUCCACGAUGCAGGUCCCCCUCCUUUCCUCACAAAAACAUAUGAUAUUAUCGACGAUUCAGCCACCAAUCACAUCAUCUCCUGGAGUAGAGCCAACAACAGUUUCAUCGUAUGGGAUCCCCGGACAUUUUCCAUGACUCUUUUGCCUAGAUUCUUCAAGCACAACAACUUCUCAAGCUUUGUCAGGCAGCUCAACACCUAUGGGUUUAGAAAGGUUGAUCCAGAGAGAUGGGAGUUCGCUAAUGAAAGGUUUCUUAGAGGGCAAAGGCAUUUGCUUAAGAAUAUUAGGAGGAGAAAAACACAUGCACCUCUGCCUUCACAAUAUGCUUUAGAGCCUUCUGUUGAAGUUGGGAAGUUUGGUCUUGAUGGGGAGAUUGAUAGGUUAAGGCUUGACAAGCAGGUUUUAAUGGCGGAAUUGGUAAAACUCAGACAGCAACAGCACAACACUAGAACUUGCCUGCAACUGAUGGAAGAAAGACUUAGGAAGACUGAGUUGAAACAGAAACAAAUGAUGAGUUUCUUGGCCAAAGCAAUGCAGAACCCAUGCUUUGUGCAACAAAUAAUCCAACACAAAGACAGGAGAAAAGGACUUGAGGAAACAAUCACCAAGAAGAGACAAAGACGGAUCGAUCGAAGGUCCGUUGGCGUUGAAGCUAGUGGAGUAUUAAGAGCCAAAACUGAACCUGAGGAGCAUGAUAUUGGUGAGUUUGAAGUUACUGAGUUAGACAGACUUGCUAUGAGCUUGCAGGGAUUGAGUGAGAGCCAAAAUAUCAUAGAGGAGGAAAGCAAAGAACAAUAUGGCAGUAGAGAUAAAAGCCUUGAUCAAGGGUUUUGGGAUGAUUUAUUGAAUGAUGACAUUGACCAAGAAAUAUCAGCCUUGGAUGUUGAAGAAGAAAAUGAGGGAAAUGUAGAUGUUUUAGCUGAGCAUGGGUUCCAGUCUUAA
Hibiscus syriacus is the source of this 1072-nucleotide messenger RNA. Its product is annotated as heat stress transcription factor A-6b-like. Lineage: Eukaryota; Viridiplantae; Streptophyta; Magnoliopsida; Malvales; Malvaceae. The record is from RefSeq and is a predicted model, not a curated record. Gene Ontology annotation, biological process: regulation of transcription by RNA polymerase II. Gene Ontology annotation, molecular function: DNA-binding transcription factor activity; RNA polymerase II cis-regulatory region sequence-specific DNA binding. Bases 38 to 1072 code for a protein of 344 amino acids. The transcript has 2 exons. Gene Ontology annotation, cellular component: nucleus.